UCAGAUGGUUUAAAGAGUUUGAUGAGCUUGGAUAAAAAUGGGGCUUUACCUUAUAGAUAUCAACUUAGAUUGAUGCUGAGAUGUGUUUUAUUAAUUGGCUUGGGUUAAAGGAGAUUUCUAAAUAUAGACUGAAUAUUCUGUGUAUGUUUAAAUUUCAUGUGCUCUACUUUUUUCUUUUUACUUACCAUUAUCAAAUACUUUCAUACUCUUUACGUUUAUAGUGUGCUCAUUUUCCACAGUUUGUGUAGGUUAACCAAUCAUUUUUUUGGCAUGCAACUGUACUGACAGGUAAUUCAAAGUUUAUAUGGUGAAUUGACCCAAGGGAGUGAUGAAUCACUUUUGGAUGGGAUCUGAAAUGCAGAGUCUUUCAUGGAGAAGCUCUCAGCUUAUUUUUUUGAGUCUACUAUUGUGUGUGAUUUUUCCGAACUCCUACCAAGACCAGAUCCAGCAAUGUGAUAUUAUCCAAGGUUCAAUUUCCUUACCUGUGCUGAUCAAAAAUGGGGACAUCACCUUGGGGGGACUCUUUUCUCUUCAUGACAUGGUGGAGGAGCCAAGUCUAUCCUUCACCUCUACGCCUCCUCCAACCCAGUGCACCAGAUUUAACUUUCGGACAUUUCGUUGGAUGCAAACUAUGAUCUUUGCCAUUGAGGAGAUCAACCGAGAGGGCAAACUGCUGCCCAACAUCACACUGGGUUAUAAGAUCUAUGAUUCAUGCAGUACACCCCACCAGGCUUUGAAGGCAGCCAUGGAGUUAAUGGGAAGUGAGAAAGGUUCAAUGGUUGAAGGAGUGACACAGGGUAUUGGCACAUGUCAUGGUGCCGUACCAGCAGUGAUAGGAGACGGAGGCUCUACUCAAUCUCUCGUUGUGGCCCGUUUCCUGGGAGUUUUCCAGGUUCCACAGGUUAGUUAUUUCUCCAGCUGUGCCUGUCUCAGUGACAAAGAUCAGUUCCCUGCAUUUUUAAGGACCAUGCCUAGUGACUUCUUCCAAGUAGAUGCACUGGUACAACUUGUCAAGCAUUUUGGUUGGACCUGGGUUGGUGUGAUUGCAGGAGAUGAUGCCUAUGGCCAAGGUGGGGCAAACAUUUUUGCCGAUAAGGUUAGAAAGCUUGGUGCUUGUGUUGCCCUCCAUGAGAUCAUCCCAAAGAACCGAGCACAGGCUGCCAUUUCAUCCAUCAUUUCAAAGAUCCGCUCCUCUGGGGCUCGGGUGAUUCUUGUGUUUGCUGUGGAACAAGAUGCAGCUGCCUUGUUUGAUGAAGCACUCAGAGAGGAGCUCACUGGUAUUCAAUGGCUGGCCAGUGAGGCUUGGAGCACUGCUGCCGUCCUCUCCACCCCAAAAAAAUACCACCCCAUCCUCCAGGGUUCAAUGGGAUUUGCCAUUCGACGAGCAGACAUCCCAGGAUUGCAAGACUUUCUGUUUCGUUUGCACCCAUUGAAUCCAGCUGCCUUGGAAGAUCCAUUCUUGAUACCUUUCUGGGAAGAGGUGUUUCAGUGCAACCUCGGUGUCCAUGCUGAAGGUCAGGAACGCAAUGAUGAGGGUAAACCUCCAUGCACUGGAGAGGAAGAGCUUGGGAGUGUAACCAAUAUCUAUUCAGAUGUGUCACAGCUAAGGAUUUCCUACAAUGUCUAUAAAGCUGUGUAUGCCAUUGUUCAUGCACUCAAGGCCAUGAGAAGCUGUGUGAAAGGAAAAGGGACAUUUCCUCAGCAGACCUGUCCAGAUGUAGAUAAUAUACAGCCAUGGCAGCUUCUUCAUUACAUAAAACAGGUGGAUUACUUGAACUCUUUUGGUGAUGAAACCAAGUUUGAUGAGAAUGGUGACCCUGCAGCCAUGUAUGACCUGGUAAACUGGCAGCUCAAACCAAACGGGAAAAUGGAGUUUGUCACUAUUGGCAAAUUUGAUGAGACGACUAUAGUUGGAAAGCAAAAACUCCAGAUCCAAGAGCAGAACAUAAUGUGGAAUGGCAACCAAACCGAAGUUCCCUUGUCAGUAUGCAGCAGCAUUUGUCCCCCUGGUACCCGGAAGGCAAUUAGACCUCACUUCCCUAUCUGCUGCCAUGAUUGUGUGGUGUGUACAGCUGGGGAGAUUAGCAAUCAGACUGAUGCCAUAGAGUGUGUCCGCUGCCUUCCAGAGUUCUGGUCCAAUGAUGAGAGGACAGCCUGUAUACCCAAACAAGUGGAAUUCCUCUCCUAUAGCGACACCAUGGGCAUCACCCUGACGGCUAUUUCUCUUAUUGGUUCUUUCUGCACAUGUGUUGUUGUCUUCAUAUUCUCCUGGCACCGAAACACCCCUAUUGUUAGAGCAAACAACUCCGAGCUGAGCUUUCUGCUGCUCUUCUCCUUGACUUUAUGCUUCCUGUGUUCUCUGACCUUCAUUGGCCGGCCCUCUGAGUGGUCUUGCAUGCUGAGACACACAGCAUUCGGCAUCACAUUUGUCCUCUGCAUCUCCUGUAUUCUUGGGAAAACUAUUGUAGUACUUAUGGCCUUCAGAGCUACAAUCCCAGGUGGCAAUAUGAUGAAAUGGUUUGGGCCUGCCCAGCAAAAGGCAAUCAUCGCUUUUUGUACACUUGUCCAGGUAAUUAUCUGUACAGUCUGGCUGGUUGUUGCUCCUCCCACUCCACGCAAACUCAUGCCUCGAGAGAGCGCGAUUGUCAUUCUUUUAUGCAACGAAGGUUCACCUGUAGCUUUCGCUCUGGUCCUGAGCUACAUUGGCCUGUUGGCCUGCCUCUGCCUUCUCCUGGCCUUCCUUGCAAGGAAGCUCCCAGAUAACUUUAAUGAGGCCAGACUCAUCACCUUCAGCAUGCUCAUUUUUUGUGCCGUGUGGGUAGCCUUUGUUCCCGCCUACAUCAGUUCUCCAGGGAAGUACUCCACAGUCACAGAGGUGUUUGCAAUCUUGGCCUCUAGUUAUGGACUUCUCGGCUGCAUUUUUGCCCCAAAAUGCUACAUAAUCUUACUGAGGCCAGAAAAGAACUCGAGAAAACACCUGAUGUCUAGAGGUUCCACUGACAAAUUUUAGGAGACCAUACAUAAAUAUGGACUUAUUUUAUUGCCAAAAUAAAAACAAAUGCACAUGUAUAUGUUAACCUCAGUUCACUUCCAAAUGUUUUUUUAAAGAGACUGUAUUUAUAAGCCUCAUGUCCUUGAAAAUGAGAAGUCAAUUUAUACCACCAGGUGGUAGUAGUGUGCUUUUCAUGCCAUUUGAACUCAGGUAAUGUGCAACCAUGCUGUCACACAACUUUAUUCUUAUCUACAACUGUCCCUAUGUGUUUGUUUAUUUUCUGCAACAAG
Messenger RNA from Labrus mixtus (cuckoo wrasse), 3282 nucleotides. Its product is annotated as extracellular calcium-sensing receptor-like. Gene Ontology annotation, molecular function: G protein-coupled receptor activity. Gene Ontology annotation, biological process: G protein-coupled receptor signaling pathway. NCBI's taxonomy places the organism in Eukaryota, Metazoa, Chordata, Actinopteri, Labriformes, Labridae. The record is from RefSeq and is a predicted model, not a curated record. The transcript has 10 exons. Gene Ontology annotation, cellular component: membrane. Bases 329 to 3010 code for a protein of 893 amino acids.